Salvia hispanica is the source of this 1823-nucleotide messenger RNA. The record is from RefSeq and is a predicted model, not a curated record. NCBI's taxonomy places the organism in Eukaryota, Viridiplantae, Streptophyta, Magnoliopsida, Lamiales, Lamiaceae.
ACGAGAAGCGAUAUAUUUAGAUUGAUUUUUCAUCUUCCUGCGAGUUCCCCUUUCUCAAGUCUAUCAAUGGGAAAUUGGAAUCGGAGAUAUAUGCCCAGAAGGAAGCCCAGGCACUACGACUACGAAGAUCCGCCUCCAACUUCCCCAAUAUCAUAUUCUUCUGGACUUGCUCACAAUAGGGUGCCAUCAUGGGAAAUUGACUAUUGUCAUUCUUGUAAAGUUCCUUGGAAUAAGGUGUUGGCAUCCAAAAAGUACAUAUACAGUUAUCCAAGUGUGCUGAAUUGGGAUGGUUCUGCUGGUAAAGAAGCAUUGGAGAAUGCAAAACAGCGAUUUUGGGCCAAGAUCAAUGGUCUUCUAUGCGAUAAGCCUUUGCCAGACCCAGACAUGUACAUCAGUGAGAUUGAGUGGAACCCUCAAAUAGAUCGUGAGUUGAUGGAAGAUCUGGAUCAUCAAGUUUUUAAUCCAGAUGAAGCAGAGAAGAUAGAGCAGCUGGAUACUAUUAAUGAAGAAGUUGAGUGCACUCAAACACAGCAUGAUAAAAACCAAUACGCUAGUGAUAACCAAUGGGAAACAGAUCAGGUGAUAGGUACUGGAAAUGUAAAAGAAGAGAAUGGUUGGGGUAGGUGGGACGAUUCAUUAAAUCUGACAAAUGACGAUCCAUGGGAGCAAAGUUGCCGAAAACUUGUUGGUUCUUCAAAUGAUAAUGCUUGGGGGAGUAGAAAUGAGUCUUGGAAUUGGCCCCAGGGGCUUGACAGUACAAGGUCAUCUUCCUUUGCUGAUCAUGGAUGCGGCAAGCUUUGGAAUUGUAAUGAGAAAACUGUGGAUGUAAGAGAAGACGGAUGGGGACAAGGACAAGGACAAAGAGAGAUAAAUUCUUGGAGUCGGGGUCCAGCAAAUAACAAUUCUACAGGAGUGACAUCAUUUGAAAAUAACAAUUCUAUAGGCUCAAAAGAGAUAGGAUGGAGGGGCAACAGGAAUGUGUCUUGGGGUGUGCGCGAUUCUGAAUAUCAUGAUAAUGAGACUAAGCAUUGGGAUCCAAAUUUCAGGCGGGGUGGAUGGUCCUCUAGGGGUGGUGGCCGAAAGAGAGAGAGUUCUGUACAACACGUCAACAUAUAAGAGUUCCAGAUAUCUUGGCGACUCCUAUGGAUAUGGUCAUCAGAUGUGAAGAUUUUCAGGAACUUGGUUAAUAUUAUGUUGUAAAGUUCUUAGAAAGUGUAAUUGCUUUGGGGAAUUUACAUUUUCAGCACUACUUUUUGCCAAUAGUGCAGAUCACCAAAUAUUUUACCAGGAAAAUGCUUAUAGCUAUUUUACUGAGGAAACGUUGGUUGUUUUUUUUUUUGAGGUUUUGGAGAAUGCAAACGUUUCUUAAGGAUUCACAGAUUCUAUGUAAACUUGUCGAAGGAUGUAGCUUGUGUUAAUAGCCAAUCCCACUGAGAAGGGAAUUAGCUGGUGAAUCAACAGCCUGCGGCAGUGAUAUCUUUAGAUGCAUGCUGAUCAUUUUGAGGUCCGUAAAUAUGGACUUCCUAAGAUUUUGAUGCUUAUGGUAGGGUGGCAUAUGAUUUGUGAUUCGGUGAUUUGGUUGAGGAUGAAGAUGUUAAACGCCCUCUAGGGUCCUUAAGAAACAAAUGCUAGUUUGCAUAAUGGGAAGAAUUGUAAGAAUCAUCUUAUAGAAGAGAGAAAAAAGAAACACAGUUUUUUGUUGAUUUAAGUUUGUUGGAGUGAUUUGAAAUUCAAAUCAGUUAAGAGUGACUUGCUGUCUGGCUUAGUUGUACUUUUGUAUCAGUGUUGUUAUUUUGGUUUUAUUAGAUUGUCCUAAUUUUAUA